AGAAGCGCUCACUCCUCCUCAGAGGCCGGGCAGUGUGUGUGAGUGUGUAGUCAUGGCUCUGUUCAUGGACUCGGACUUCUCUUUGCUCAGGCAGAACCAGCAGAAAGAUGCGAUGGAUUUUAAGGCGUUAUUUGGAGAACAUGAUCACUGUAAAGAGGAUGCCCGAGCUGAGAGCGCAGCGUCCUCCCCGGAGCCGGGCAGGGCCGCCGGCCUGAUGGAGGGCCAGAGGAAACGGAAGCGGACCAUCUUCAGCCGAGCCCAGCUGUCCGAGCUGGAGCAGGCCUUUGCCGUGACUCCCUACCCGGACAUCACCCUGAGGGAGAGGCUGGCGGCGCACACACACCUGCCCGAGAGCAAGAUACAGGUGUGGUUCCAAAACAGAAGAGCCAGGAGUAUCAAGACCGGGAGACUCCCCAAGUCCACAAAGCCUGUCCUGGGAGGUCGAGGGGUUGUUGACCCCUCCGCCGGUCCCGUGACCUCUGCUUUCCUCACCUCCACCACCUUGGCAGACAUCUUCAGGCCGGAGCAGAACCACUCUUGCGAGGAUGUCCCGCAAAUGUAUUCCGACUGGAUCCAGAUCUACAGCAACACUGUGUCCUCACCUCCAUCUUCCUCCUCCCUCCACCAGCAGCCCUCACUGGGCUCCUCCAAACCUUCGGAGUCCCAUCAUCUCUGGGAGGAGGAGCAGCAGCACCAGCGGCAGCACCUGGGACCAGCGCUCCCUGGUUUCCUUCCUGGUUCCUUCCCUCAGCCCAUCACGAGGCAGCCUCACCACUCGGCCUCCACCCGGCCCUACCAAUCCUUCAGGAACUUCAAACCCCAGACGAUGGCUCCAUCCGGGGCUCAUCAGGCCGUGUACGGCGGUGGCAUUGCAGGCGGAGGCCACACCUCUGUAGACCAGGUCGUCCCUUCCCACCCUCAGCCAGUGUACUGGGAGGUGACUCAGGGCCAAGGACACCACCUCCCACACCACCACCAUCACCACCCACAAAUGGGACCUCAGACCUCUAUGGGCUACAUCUCAGACCUGAUCUACAAUGCUGCUAUUGUCACCAACUUUCUAGAAUUCUGAUCAGUCCAGAUGUGGAGCCUGGGCGGUGGGAAACACUAACACUGAGGCUUUUACUUCUGUCAGUAUUUCCCUUGAGUGUGUCCUGUGACACCACAGUUGAUCGUCUUGUGUUUGUCUACAUAGAGUUGAGUUGGUUUCAAGUUGUCAUAGGUUUAUCUGUUGUCUUGUUUCGUUCAGUGUGUUCCACUCAUGUGCAAAACAUUAGGGAGCAAUUUGAUUCCUUACAUCCCGUUUCAGUUUAGAGUAUUUUACAUUUGCUUUGGCCCAGCGAGUCAGUAGUGAACACUAAAUGACAUACUCACACACAGAAUACAAACAUUUAAUUUCAGCACAAGUUUUUGUGCCUGGAACUGAGCACAUAGAUCUCACGUCAGAUGCACGGCAGCAGGAGCAAAAAUCUGAUAUCGAAUUUAGAGGGAACAAUUCAUUUCAGAAAUUUCUUUUGGUUGGUCAACAAAAGAAGUGCUGUAGCUAUGCUGGCUAACAGUCAGCCACCGUGCCAGCUAAGGAGCGCCAGCUGUAUUGCUAGUUUCCCUCACUGACUCAGAGGCGCUGGGGUGUUAGGGAGGACUGGUCUGGCAACAAGGGAACUAAGAAAUGACCAGUAAAUGCAGUUUGAUUACUGUCAAAUGUUGUUGUCUGUUGGUAGUGUAAAUGGUGGUUUAAUGAGCUCCAGCUGUGUUUCAGAUGAUGAGACACAUAAGGGAUGUAAAUAUCCAAGGACUGGUGUCUGGAACCAAAACAAACUUUUUGCUUUUUGGCUUGAAGAACAGAAACUGAUUCUGUGAAGUAAAAUCAUCAUGUUGUCUCGUAUGAAUGUCACAUUUACUGGAGUUUAAUAUCAAACUUUAGACAUCGUCAUCUACAGUAUAUUUAUAGCAAUAAAUGAAAUGAAAGCUUAUUUCUCACAAACUUCUGAUAAAAUUACAUUGAUGUUUAUUUUUUUCAUACAAUCUUAAAGAAACAACCACUGCAGGUGAUGUUCGGAUGAUAAUUGGCUACUGUUUGACAUUUUUAUUAAACUUAUUAAACAGAAAAAAGGGAACUGCAGUGUGUAUACACCUACCAUCUCUGCACUAAUUAAAGAAAUGAUGAUUGAUGAUUCAAACUCACCUAUAAACCCAGGUGCUCAGUGUUGUAAAUGCCCCUAUAAAUGUUUAGCAAAAUGAAAACUGAGCCGAAGCAGCUGCAAGCUUCUGUGUGUGAUGUGGACGGGUCAAGAUUCAUGUUUCUAGCCUUAUUUUGAUGUUUCCUGCACAAAUAAAGGACUGACUGAAGGAUCCACCGAGCAGCUCAUAAACACAGACGUACUUGACAUGUUCUCCUCUAACAGAUGCCUGUUUUCCUUCUCUAAGCUGAACCGUGCCAUGUUUAAUGCUGUGACCCCACAAGUAUUAUCUUUCAAAACAUCCUGAUUAAAAUGAUUCCUUGUGGUAAGAUACCAUGAGAGAAAUAAUUAUUUUCCAAGUCAAAAUAUUUUUUUUUUCAUAUCUCCCUGUACUGUAAGUACCAGGAGGGGUUAGAUGGACAGAGGGAAGGAAACAAAUAAGAACUAAAUUAAAGCCAGAGCUCAGGGUCUAUCAGCUUACAGGCUCUGUAAUUCUGCCUGGAUUUAAGUUUUGAAAUAUUACAUGAGAGGUAUAAUACAGAGGCAAAUAUGAGCACUGGACAGAGAUCUCUGCAUAUCACAAUCAUCUUUAAUACCGAAUAAUCUUUCAAUAAACCUUUAAUCCGGGUGUCAAAUCUCAGAUCUUAGGAAGAUACUGUUUUUUGUAUUCCAGAUGUAGUUACAUCUUUUAAUCUUUCCACUGAUAUGAUAGGACGGAAUAAGAAGUGGAGGGGAUGGUUUACAAAAAUAUGAAUUCAUAUCUCAGACAGGGGAUCAGAGGGAACAGAUCUUCUGUGUCGGAUUGAAAUGUUUUGAAAGAAGAGACAUGGUGUUAUUGUCCUCUGGAUGAUAAGUCUUCUAUCACGGCUACUGUACCGCAGGGAGCAAUAAUCACUUGUUUUUUUUUCAUGUGCGUGUGUUGGUUGGCUCUAUAAGUCACUUCUAACCAGAUACAGUAAGCACAGAUCAGAGGACAGACGAUUAUUAGCACAUCUGUCAGGUGGAGAAGGAUAUCAAGUCAGACCGGUAAACAGUGUUCAGUAACUGAUGCCACAGCUGGUGGGUUAUUCAGAAGAGGCAACACUGUGAGGGGCAGAGGUAACAAAGAUUACAUGGUGGUGAUAAAAAAGCAUGUCAAUUGAAAAUAAGAUGGGUAAAAAUGGACUGAUUUAGUCGAGUGAUUUGAUUCAUUUCAAGCCGAUUUGAAUCAAAAAGCGUCGAUAUGAUAAGUCAUGUUUUAUCAUUUAUCCAGGCAAAAAAUGAAAAUUUAUCAUUUGCGGUAUCCUCAAGGUUAGCAGUAGCCUGUUUAGAGCAGAGGUGUAGUGCUGUUUGUCUACACAAUGGCAUGCUAUGCUGGAUCAUAGAUUUAAUAAUAAUAAUCCAUACAAAUCUGUGUGCUGGAUGAAGGCUAUUUCAAGAUACAGGUUUGCCAGAAAAGCAGCAGAUCCAUAAUAAUGUUCCGGUUAAACAAUUAAUGGCAGUUGGGUUAUUGGUAGCCCAGUUUAUUAUCAGAGAAAUACUGUUUAAAAUUAAAUGUUAAUCAGGUUCUCAAAUCAAUUUAGAGUUCACAAGGUCUAUUUCUCAACUCAAAUACAUCUUUAUCACUUUUAUAAUAAAUUCAUAAACAUUUUCAUCACUUCCAUUUAAGUCAAUUAUUUUUUGUUACUUUCCCCCUUGAGGACGCCUUCCUAUAAUGAUAAAUAACUUUCUUUUGUGUUGUGAAUGAUGAAUGUAACAUGGGAUGAAUGACAAACAUGACUCUGAUCAAAUUAGCGUGAAAUGAAUCGAAUCACUUGACAAUUUAUCAGUUCAUUCUUAGAGAAAUAGGCAUUUUCACCACUCUAUUUUCAACGCACAGAAUUUUUUUUCACCACUAACAUAGUCAGUUUUACUUUACAUCAGACUCUACAUCUGGUGCCAAGCCUGGACCGUUCCCAUAAUGCAGAACAGAGUACAGCAGUGUACUGUAAUUGCACAAUUACUCGUGUUCCAUACUUACAAUUCUGACCAACUUGCAAUUUACUUGCACAUUUCCAUUUUCAGUUCUGCUACUGCCACUCCACAACCCUUCAGAGGCACAAACUGUGCUUUUUACAAGAAGUUUUUUGUUCUUUUACUUUGAAUAUUCAAUUUACUUAUACACAAUUUAAUUAUAUAAAUCAUGUCAUAUGUUUAAUAUUAUAGCCAUGAUGAUUCACAAGUUACAACACAAAGAUAACAAUAUUUACAACUCAAAAACAUACAUUAUUCUGAAAUGAGCCAUGGCAUUUUCACUUUUUGUUUUGCAAGUAUAUUUUGAAGCUAAUGCUUCCACUUCUACUACUCAAAACAGCAUUUCUACAUUGUGGUUUUGUUACAUUUGCUUUAUGAAAAGAUCCAAGUACCUUU
Messenger RNA from Acanthopagrus latus (yellowfin seabream), 4568 nucleotides. RefSeq names its product SEBOX homeobox (gene sebox). The transcript is spliced from 3 exons. The record is from RefSeq and is a predicted model, not a curated record. Gene Ontology annotation, molecular function: DNA binding. The coding region runs from base 53 to 1072 and encodes 339 amino acids. NCBI's taxonomy places the organism in Eukaryota, Metazoa, Chordata, Actinopteri, Spariformes, Sparidae.